CCUUGGCAACCAAACAGUCCACAACUGACGAGCAGUUAGUUUUAGCGAUAAAGGAGUUCAAUAUAUGGCUUAAACUUCCGUGAACGUGUUGAUCCAAAGAAGAAGAAUGGGUCCCAAGGCAAAAAGAUCACCAAGUAAAGGAAGAGGGAAAGGCAAAGGGAAAGGCAGGACCAGUCGGUCUUCUACACGUGCAAGUUCAUAUCACCCUGACGACAUCUUCCCCCUGGUCCUGACGUCUGCCACCCAGGAGCUCUUCAACUGCCGUAUUGAUGAAGACGUCACAGACAAGCACCCCUUCAAACUGCUCAAGAAAGACGACAUCAUCGACGACAUGAAGACGAGAGCUGCCAUUUCUGAUUUCAGCCCAGUGAAACACGCUGUGCUUGAUUACCCAGAGGAAGAGAUGCUGUUGGUUUUUGAUUCAAACUUCACUUACGGCCAGUGCUUCUACUUGGUUCUAACACCAGAAAGCAAGGAACGAAUCCUGAAAACCCCAGAGGCUGAAGAGCUGCUUGAGUCCGAAAAAAGACCAAAACUUUGGAUUCCUCUUGGUAGUGAGAAGGAAAUAGAAGAACCUAUCAAGGAAACGAGAGAAAAGCUGAGGCUCAAAUUAAGACUGGACCGGGAAGGUCAGUCAGAGGUCUGUUUUUCAGACCGCGAUUGUGCAGAGUCAAAGGACAGCCACUUGGAGUGUACUUCUUAUGAAGACAGUAAAUUCAAGAUCAAGAAACUGAUGAGUGAUUGCGGAGUGCAGGCUGUUCCCAUGCUGCAGACCAACGGUUGCCAGACAAUGAGGAUGGUUCCAAAGGACACGUUCACUCAGUAUGAACCAAGAGAGUUCAGCACCAAGGAAAAAGAAAUGAUUCUUAAAGAACAGAACCUGAGAGAUUUUUGUGGGAGACAGAUUCCCAGGAUGUUGUUUGCCCUGCAGCAGGAGGAGAUCAUAAACGUGUUUCUGGAUGACUGGAGGUCCCUGGCGACCGGGAUUGAAAUCUGUGACUGGUCAGGGCAGGUGUCUGAUACUCUGGUGCUCCAUCAGGUCUUCACAGAUCAGAAGUUCGCUAAAAACAAAACAAUUAGUUGCCUCAACUGGCACCCUACAAUACACGGUGUAGUUGCUGUAGCCCUGACAAAAAGACACAAGGAGCCUGCAGAGACGGCCUCCAGUCCUCCUCUCAUUGUCUUCUACAGCUUCUCUGACCCCUCUAAUCCCCAGUUUCUCCUUGAAUGCCCAGACGACAUUCUUGCAUUCCAGUUCUCCCCCUCCAAUCCAAAUAUUAUUGUUGGCGGCUGUAUAAAUGGCCAGAUUUUGUUGUGGGACCUCUCUGCUCAUGUCACCUACAUACAGGCAUCACAACCCAGCAGUAGAAAAGAUUCAACAAGUUCAGACAAGUUUGACCUUAACGACAGCAAAGAGAAUAUUCCCAUUGUGCGAUUCUGUGCGGUGUCAGCCUUAGAGAGCAGCCACAAAGCCCCAGUUACUGAUGUGCAGUGGCUGCCGCCAACAUUCGAGGUUACUAUUUUGGGCUUACCAGUGGAGAACAAGCAGAAAGUGUCGGUUCAGAUCAUCACCUGCUCCCCUGACUGCACUCUUCGUUUUUGGGACGUGAGACUUCCAGCUGUGUUUACGAACACGCCUACAGAGAGCACGCCGGCUGUCGACCAUAAGACCCCGAUGACGACCUGCAGCGUCCCUGAAACUUUCAAACACCUUGACAGGACAUGGAAACCAUUGUUCAGAGUUUCACUGUCAAAGAUUGAUACCAAAGGAGAAUAUGUUCCUAUGAAGUUCAGCUUUGAAAAUGUCAUCGCUCCUACAGACAUUAAGGGGACAGAGGUCUUUCCGGACUACAGCCAACUCAUGCUACCUGCAUCUGAAAAACUGAGGGAGAUGGACAGCAUCAACACCAAGUUUUUUGUUGGGACAGAGAACGGAGAGAUCAUUUACUCAGACUGGAAAAUGGAAAGCGACGACUCUGGGCGCCCGCACAGUUCCAAACCCUUCGCGUGUUUCAACACCCAUCACUGGCUGGUGAACACAGUGCAGCGAUCUCCAUUCUUCAAAGACAUUCUUUUGACAACAGGAGGCUGGAACUUUGCCAUUUGGAAAGAGGGAGUCAUGGACGGCCCGCUGGUUGCGUCGCAAUACUUUGAGCAGGAGUGCACGGUGGGAUGCUGGUCGCUGUCCCGGCCGGCUGUUUUCUUCAUUGGAAAAACAGAUGGCAGUGUUGAGAUAUGGGACAUGCUAAAAAACAGCAGUGAACCACUACAACUCCACGCUCACAUCAGCAAAAGCAAGAUUACCUGCAUGAAAGCCUGCAGUUUCACGGCCGAGCAGCACUUCCUGGCUGUUGCAGAUGAUCUUGGGGUUCUUCGUAUUUUUGAAAUACCAAAGGCCCUCUAUCUUCCUUUCGGGCACGAGGAUUUAAGCAUGAAGAGAUACUUCGAUCUUGAAGCAGAGAGUUUGAAGGACUAUUUAAAGAGAGAAGAAAACUGGACUAAACAGAAAAAGGAGGAGGAAGAAAUGAAGUUGAAACAGAAAAUGGAACCUGAAAAACCAGAAACGCCCCCAAAGGAAAUCCAGCGUCUGGACUUAACAGAGUACAGCGAUGACCUGAUACUAGAGGAAGAACUCUUACAGGACAUGGGCCUGUGGCCCAUUGCUGCAGAGUCGGAGAGGAAGAAUACCGAACAUCACCCACAUUCAUGAAUUUGUUUAUUGCCUGAUUUUUGUCCACUUUUGAUAUUGUUUGUAUAGAGAUUGUAUUUUUCUCCUAAAUGUAAAGGUUUGUAUUUUUAUUGUUUUCAAAAUAGUUUUUCUAAAUAACCAUAACUUUCUUUUUUUUGUCGUAUAUAUUUUAUUUAGAUCUAAAACUGUUUCCUCUUUUUAGCUUUACGUCUCACAUUUAUUACAAAUUGUGUUGCCUUUGUUUCAUAUGAGCUUUGAAAAACCUCUGUUUAUUGGUUUGGAAGCUAACUUCAAGAACUAUUUCUAAUUGGAGAUUCUUUUACGAUGUUAAGGCUUUUUCUAAUUAAACAUUAAAGUGUAGUUUUUCUGUUCUUCAAUAAAUUACAUUUUUUAAA
Poecilia latipinna (sailfin molly) is the source of this 3084-nucleotide messenger RNA. It is a transcript of the gene dnai3, whose product is annotated as dynein axonemal intermediate chain 3. The transcript has 23 exons. The record is from RefSeq and is a predicted model, not a curated record. Bases 107 to 2710 code for a protein of 867 amino acids. Gene Ontology annotation, biological process: cilium movement involved in cell motility; inner dynein arm assembly. Gene Ontology annotation, molecular function: dynein light chain binding; dynein heavy chain binding. Gene Ontology annotation, cellular component: inner dynein arm. Lineage: Eukaryota; Metazoa; Chordata; Actinopteri; Cyprinodontiformes; Poeciliidae.